Messenger RNA from Neospora caninum, 6672 nucleotides. RefSeq lists its product as hypothetical. Bases 1 to 6672 code for a protein of 2223 amino acids. NCBI's taxonomy places the organism in Eukaryota, Apicomplexa, Conoidasida, Eucoccidiorida, Sarcocystidae. The transcript has a single exon. The record is from RefSeq and is a predicted model, not a curated record.
AUGGACGAAACGACAGAAGACACUCAGCCCUCCACGAGCGAGGUGACACAAGUUUCGCCCUCCUCGUCUGUCAUGGGCAACGCGGCGUAUCCGACAAAGCCGGGGAACUCGGAUCUCCGGUUCGCGAGCGGCGAUCGUCAGACGUGCGCCUCCUCCUCCCGCUCCCCCUCCAUCCCGUCUUCCCUGCAUGCGUUUGAGUCGGACGCGAAGUCGGGAGUCUCUACAGCUGAUCGGCAUCUGCCUGAGGAAGAUUGCACGAUUACAGACGCGCGAUCACACGCCUUGGCGUCUGAUGGUGCGUUGCAGGCGUUUCUCCCUUCGUCGCCCUCUGACGCGUCCUCGCUCCUCUCUGCUUCCGCCUCAGAAUUUUCUCCCCUCCUUACUCACGACGACGUGGAGGGACACGAGGCCACCCAGUGGGGAUCCCGGGAAGAUUCCGCCCUCGAGCCAGAGGGGAAAUCGACUCGAAACGGGGAAGGUUCUCUCUUCAUUGCGUUUCAUCGCCUUGCGCAGCAAGAAGCGACCGAGUCGGGCAAAACGAGUUCGCCCCGCUCGGGCCUCCUUUCCCCUGAAUUGCACAUCGCGCCAAACGAGGGCGAAGACCCCGGCUUUGGUCUCGAUGGGGACAGCCCCCUGGCAUCGUUCGUUCGAUAUCGCUCCCUUCCCUCUUCAGAUUCGCUGAACUCGCCGACAACACAACCGGAAACGUGUGAGACGGCGCCUGCGGCCUUGCAGUGCACUUUUGACAGCCUUGUCAUCCCGUCUCAUCUCGACUUCGACGCGAGGGCCCAGACAGAUUCCCCAAAGUCGGCGGACGCGUUUCCCCGACUCUCCCGCGCCGCAGCGCAGAGCGCCGAAGAGCGUCCCGUCCCGCAGGUUCAUCUCCGCGUGAAUCUCCCCACACAGUUGGAGGGGAACUUCCAACGCAUGGUCAUCUGUACAUUGCCCUCCCAGCAGACCUUCGAGGUGUCGUCGAUUCACUUCCCGUAUUCGGUCUCGCUGCCUCUGCCUCGGGGGUUUUCGCUGUCCACACCCAAGCGCGGGCACGUCGAAGAAAAGGGGGGUGGAAAGGAGCGAGAAAGAGGGGGACAAAGAGACGGACCGAGGACCGCCGACGCCGCAGAGCGCGGGAGUGGCCGGAGCAGUUGGAAGACGGCGACGAACUCCAGUAGGAAAGACAAAAAGGAAACAAAACACCCGUUCGUGACUCUUCUUCGCAUCGUCGUCUUUUGCGGCGCGUCCAGACACUAUUCGCCUUCCCAACCCGUGGAUGCUUCCGCGGGACUGUCUUCCCUCGGGCGAGCGGCGCUCCUCGGCGCACCUGGAUCAGAUGCCUCGAAGCCCGACGCGGACUACGAGGCAGAUCUGCCGUCGAGGCGGAGCUCCGACUCGGCGCACGACAAAACAAGCGGCGGCUGCGCCUACUACGUCAACGUGCCGUUGAAGGCGCUGCUCUCCCGCGGCGUCGAAGGCCAAGGCACCGUCUGGUUGGCCUUAAGCAGAGCCGAAGGCAAACUCGCGCCGCUGGCGCCGUGGCAAAUGGAUUUCUACAACGACGGAUUCAGCCGCGCUGUCGGCACUGGGAUGGAUCUGUCGCGGCCCAAAGUGUCUGUGGCGUUCCAACUGGCGGUUCCCGAAGGCGGAGCGCAGGCCCCGGUCCCUCCCCAGAGCGCGCGGGUGAGCGUGACUCGACGCAUGCAGCAACUCGAGAAGGAAGUCGACCAGGUGUACAGACAGGCCGACGUCGAGAUCCAGCGCUACCGAGCUGCAUUGAAGGCUGCCGAGGAACAGAAAGGGAAAGUGACGUCGUUCCUUCGCGACUUCGAGUCCCCCGCGUUCAAGCAAAUGGAGAGCGAGUGCCAUCGACUCCGCAAGCACGCCAAGCAGGCGGAAGAGGCCGCGCGCGCAGCCGAGACCGAGCGACUCGCGACGAUUCAGAAGCUUCAGCACGAGCUCAAAACGGCGCGGAUUCUUUUGCGGUCCCGGCAGCGCCGCAGCCGCGUUUCGCCCUCCCCCCGAUCUGCCGAGUCCCCGUCGCCUGCGCAACCAGUCGCCUCGAUUCCACCCCAGGAGUCCGAUCUCUCUUCCCUGCAGGCGGGGGCGGUGUCCGCGCCGCUCCCGCCUAUUCCGGGGCUCUCUGCGGGCGCCGCGCGCACGAUGGCGAUUCUGAAGAAGAAAAUCUCCGAACUGGAGGAGCAGAACGCGUCGGCGAAGCAAGAGCUGGAGCAGGCCGAAAGACAGAAAGAGGCGCUCCGAAUCGAGCUCCACAUGGUCAAGCGCAACCUCGACCUUGAGCGCAGUCGAAGUCUCGUCCAGAGGAAGGCCCUCGAAGAGUGCCGCGCGCAACUCACGCUCUCGGGCCGCCGUUCCGCGUCCAAGGCCAGGGGCGACCAAGCCCAAGGAGAUCGCCCAGAGGCGCGAGACUCGGCUCGGACCGCCACAGGGGCGGUUGGCCGAGGAGCCGGCACGGAAACAGGCAAAUCUCUGCCGGAAGACGCCGGGUCCCCGACUUGUGACGAGGCCUCUGCAUCGUCCGCGUCGGCAGGGCCUUCGUGCCUGGGUGUCUCUGCCACGCCGCCGGCGCCGUCUGCGUACCAGCAGCGGCUGCGGUCUCAGCGACUGUCCCUUGGUCUCUCUGCGUGCGGUUUGGUCGGGGCGUCGAGCAGCCAGCGCGACUCAGAUGCGGGGAAGAGCGCGUCGCUACCCCGCGAACACUCGUUCUCGGCGCUUUUUCCUUCCCUGGCAGCCUCGCUGUCGGGGACGCGUCUCGGCUUGGGAGUCGGGCCCCGCCGACCGGGGAGAGCUGAGCGCAGGACCGCGAGUGAACAGCGCGCGCCGUUCUCGAGGAUUUCCAGCGAGGAGAAACAGAUGCUGCUGGAGCUGAAGACCGCAGCUCUGCAAGCAAUUCCGUCUCUCCAGGCGAUCGCGAAGGCGCAUGCAACCGCGAGUGAGAGACGAAGCGAACUCGCGAGGCGGACCCGCGCUCGGCAGGCGGGGCCGCUCCGCCUCCACAAGGCGGAAAAAGAUCCGAGCGAUCCAAAGGGCGAAGGGGCUGAGAGGAAAAACUCCGCGGAGCCUCUCUCGACGUCCGGAGUCGGCCGUCGAGAAGCAACCGAGCAAGCGUGGACGGAUGAGGAAGAAAGCUCAAACGGGCGCUCAGGGUCGUCGUCUCAGAGCCGAUCUCGCGUUCGAGCUGCGCGCCGUCCUCGGGUCUCUCGUUGCGGGCGCAAGGUCGAGACCGAAGUCGGGGAGUCGUCCUCUGAGGAUUUUGAGGACGCUUCGGUGACAGCCAAGCGUCUCGCGAGUCCCACCGGGAACGUUCAACGGCGUAGGUCUCCGAAUCGAGGCAAGGGACCGGAGAACGCCCCUCGCGCGUCACGGCCAGCAACCCAGAACGACGGCCAAACCUCCAAUUCGGACGAGGGUCGACCUUCAAGCCUCUCCUCCGCCCCAGCCGAUGCGGCCUCGAAACGGCAGAUCCGCCAGAGCGCGUCUCUGCGUCGGAGAAGAGGAAAGAGAUGCGGUCACCCCAAGCGCCCCACAGGGCUGUCUCCUGUCUGUGGCGCGUCCCCGUCGGCGCUGGAGCGCUGCCCCAGCACGAGGAGCUCGCUCUCGUUCACCCUCCCGCGAACUGCCUCGCCGGUCUCGCGAGACGGAGACAUCGAAGCAUGCAUGCAGUCGGCCAGCGGGGGGAACCUGCGUGCCUCUAUCCAGACACUCCUGACUCGCCAGAAGCACCGCUUGACGCGGAGGCUGAAGCGCGCGGUGUCGGUGGAUCGACGCAGCGGUCCGGAGCCGAAGACCGCUCGGCCCUUCGCUGGCGACGCGUCUUCGCUGUCCUGCAGGCCACAGGCACAGCGAGUCUUGAAACAGUCCCGGAAAGGCGCUCGGGGUCAGUCGACUUUUCGAGGCACGCCAGGGAGACACGUGAGGCUGAGGGCGUUGAUGCGCAUCCGCAGGGCGGCCAGAAGUGACUCGGAGUCGACUUCGGGGAAGGCUCUAGCGCGCUCGCAGGGAGGGGCUGCUGCGGCAGUCGCGCCCGAGGUGACUGUUGCUCCGCGAAAAACCACGUCCGUCGUCGAGGCCGGCAAGGGUGCGGGCAGCGCGAGCUCACCAGCCCAGCUGCAGGGGCGUCUCGCCCCGUCUGUGGGCCUCGAGCGCGGAGAAACGGGGCCAAAAGAGGUGGGGCCCGACGCCCGUGGUGGGGCAGAAGCCUCCGGCGAAGAGCGAGAGGAAACUGGAGCUCUCGGGCGUCUUCCCGAGAAGGUGCGAUACCAAACAGAGCUCGCGUCACCAGAGGCGCAGGAAGAAUGCCGGUCGGAGGCUGCCACGCGGAAAGGCAACGGGGGCACCAAAGCGAGUGAAGGGACGAACACACACGCGACGCCAGACGAGGCCAGGAUGCGCCUCAUGAUUUCGCCUCUCGGGCCUCGUUUCCUGCCGGUCUUCUCGGGGGUCUCUGGACUCCCGGGCUCCGACGCAUUCAAGCCGACGCCGAUCAGCCCCGAGCUGACCCCUUGGAGUCCGUCUGGCGAAGGCCCUCAGGCCCGCGGACGCAGUUCUGGUCUCUUCCCGUUGCCCAGGCUCAUUAGCCCGCUCUCCGACCUCCAGAUCGGCGUCCACCCUUGCAUGCGGCCUCCGGGGCGCCUUCCAUCUGGGUCGGGCGUUCGGUCUUUGCCCCACGCGCGGUCUGCGGAGCGCCUGGACGCCACUGGCCUUUCGGCCAACCUUGUCUCUCAGAGCUCCUCGCCCGGAGACUCCUGUGCGGAGCCUGACGAGUUGACGGCGUUUCUCGAGGCGACUCGGGCCCUGGAGGAAGAGACACACGCCGAGGCCGAAGAAUCGGCCAGGACGAGCAGUUGUGCGACGUCGGAGCCUCGAGGGUUGUCAGACGGCUUUCACGAAGAAGUCUUCACGUUGGAGCCGUACAUCCGAAACGGGCGGGAAGGGGAGGUCGGCAGAAGGGGACUGGCCCGGAAGGCGCCGACGGAGCGUCCAUCGCUUGAAUCGGAAGGCGUGUCCAGUCCAUCUGACGCGGAGGCCCCCGCCCACGAAGACGAGGUCGCGCCAAGUCAAGGUCAGACACCUCCCACGCAGGGCGAGAAGGCAGUCCUCUCACGGAGUCUCUCAGGUGCGCAGACCGUGGCGGGGGCGGCGCUCCAGAGGAUAGCGAUGCGCGUGAAGGCGGAGGAAGCAGCGUCGCGAGAACGCGAACUUCGAAAGGCGCAGGAAGGCCGUUCACCCGCUGCGGCCGGGCUCUCCAGCCCCAGUGUCUCUGCGGCCUCUCACGACGAGCUUCCCUCUCGAACGACAGCCCCAGCGUUUGCUCCGCAUGCGUCUGCGCCCAGUCUGAACGGCUCUGCGGCGAAGAACGUCCCGGCGGCGAUGACGCAGCCGCUUCCAGCUGGCCAUGGCCCUUCGUCCCUCGCCGCGAUUUCGGGGGCGCGCCUCGAAGGCCUGCCCCGGCAGAAAACCGCGGCUCUUCCUGCGGCGCGGUUGCAUGCUGGGGCUUCGUUCCUGCCGGGAGCGGGGACGGGAGGCCAGGCCUCCGGCGCCACGCGGUCCGUCGUGGAGGCGUCGCGCGUCAUCGACCCCGCAGGACCGUCCAGGGAGGGGGGAACCCAUUGGCAAGACGCGGAAAGGAACAUUGUCGGAUCGGCUCUUCCCGACAGUUUGGCCUUGACCGCUGCGGGUCCAGCGCCUGGAUACCUGAGCGUAGGCAGGGCCGGUGUCGUGUCGCGGGCCUCGUCGCCGGUUCUCUCUUAUGGGAGCGUCCCAGCUCGCACGACGCUGCGGCCAAGCCCGGCUUCCCCCCCGCUGCCGCCCUCGACUGCCGCAUCUGCGUCGCACGUCGGAAGAGGAGCCAGUCCUGAAGCCCCGGCUGCGUGUCCCGUGCACGUCCACGCAGAUAGGGCCUCACUGAAAGUGGGCCAGUCGCGCGCUUCGGCAGCCAUCGGCGCCGCCGCGCUUCCGCAUGCACACGUCCGGGUGUCUCCCCUCAGAGCGUCGGCGUUGCCGGCCUUCGCAGGCUACGCCUCUCCAGCUUCUGCGUCGCUUUCUCGAAUCUCGGGGUGCAUGCGGUCCACGACCUCGACUCCGGGGUCCGGCCCCGCGGAGGGAUCCGCCUACUUUUCGCCUGCGGUCCCCGCUCACCAAGCCGAUCGUCUGUCCACUUUGGUUGGCGCCUACCAGCGACGCCUGCAGAUCGCCGGACAGGCGUCAGGGCCGGGGCUCUGGAAGGCUGGGGAAGUGGAGACCGAGAAGGCUCGGGGCGUGCUGGGCCGCGCAUUUGAGCCUCAGUGUCUCGCGUCGAAUGCCGUCUACCUCGCACAAGACGGGAGGUCGGCGACCGAGCUUCGAGAAUGGGAGGUCGGAGGGGUUCCAGGGAGAGAGCCGGCGUCACGGCCAGCGCCGGCUUUCGCCGCCAAGCACCUGGUGUCUGCAGCGCCUUCUGCGAUGAUGGGAGGUUCCUCGCAGCUUCUUGUGCACGCAUCGACUCCGGGAACGCGAUUUGUUGUCCAGCCUCCUCAGAUGGAGAUCGACGCGGGCGUGUCUGUCGCGUCCCCGUCUGGGGAAGGCCGAUGGCGAGGCGACGUGAGAGAUUCCGCUCGAGUGCAGCACCUAAAUGCGGCGCGAAUCCGAGACAGCGGCCAUCAUGUCUCCUCGCGUUGA